Messenger RNA from Tripterygium wilfordii, 1648 nucleotides. RefSeq names its product homeobox-leucine zipper protein MERISTEM L1-like. Gene Ontology annotation, molecular function: lipid binding. Lineage: Eukaryota; Viridiplantae; Streptophyta; Magnoliopsida; Celastrales; Celastraceae. The transcript is spliced from 8 exons. The record is from RefSeq and is a predicted model, not a curated record. The coding region runs from base 8 to 1438 and encodes 476 amino acids.
UGCGAAGAUGUUCAAUUUGGCUUUCGAAGCCAUGGAGGAGCUAAUCAAAAUGGCUCAAACAGGUGAGCCAUUGUGGAUCACUAGCCUUGAUGGUUCAGGCCCUGCGCUCAAUGAAGAUGAGUACGUUAAGGCUUUUCCUAACCGGAUCGGCUCGGAGCCUAAUGCUUUGAUUAAGCGUGAGGCUUCAAGGGGAAAUACUGUUGUGAUGAUGAAACGCAAUAGCCUUGUUGAGAUUCUAAUGGAUGUGAAUCAGUGGUCAACUGUGUUUGUUAGCAUGGUCAGUAACCCACUGACUUUGGAGAUAAUAUCAAAAGGAGAAGAAGAGGAAAGUUACAAUGGAGCGUUGCAAGUGAUGACAGCAGAAUAUCAGGUUCCUACACCAUUUGUACCAACUCGAGAGAGUUACUUCCUAAGGUACUGUAAAAAACAUGAAGAUGGAACUUGGGCUGUUGUGGAUGUAUCCCUGGAGAGUCCAAUUUCAAGGUGCCAUAGAAGGCCAUCCGGCUGUUUGAUUCAAGAAAUGACCAGUGGCUACUCAAAGGUUACAUGGGUUGAACAUGUUGAAGUGCAAGAAUUAGAUGAAGGUGUUGACGAUCUGUACAAACAGCUUCUCAGCUCUGGCCAUGUAUUCGUGGCCAAACACUGGGUAGCUACGCUAGAUCGACACUCGGAACGCCUUGCAAGUAUCCUCAUGACAACAAACAUUAAUCUUCCUGAUAGUGAUGUCUCUGCGAUGACAAGUGAAGAUGGGAGGAAGGGCAUGCUGAAGCUCGCGGAGCGAAUGAUGGCUAGCUUCUGUACUGGAGUGUGCAGUAUUAGUACUUCUCAAUGUCUCGUUAUUGAUAAUGUAAGGGUCACAGUCCAAAAGAGUACUGUAGAUGAUCCAGGAAAACCUUCUGGGCUUGUUUUAUGCGCCGCAACAUUCUUUCACAUUCCUGUCACACCGAAAAGGGUUUACGAUUUCCUCCGCGACAAGAACUCCCGUAGUGAGUGGGAUAUCUUAUCAAAUGGAGCAAGUGUGGAGGAAAUGGCACGCAUUGCCACCGGCAGGGGUACGGGCAAUGGAGUGUCUCUACUUCGAUUGGAUCAUUCCAAUUCAAGCCAGACAAACAUACUGGUUUUGGAAGAGACAUGCAGUGACCGAACGAGUUCUUUUAUUGUCUAUGCCCCGGUUGAUAUGGCUGAGAUGAAAACAGUGCGCGACGGGGGAGACCCUUACAAGAUGCCCCUUCUGCCUUCUGGGUUUGCUAUCUUCUCCGAUGGGAGUAGUGGAGGAAGUGAUGGAGGUGGAUCCCUCAUCACCAUUGGGUUUCAGAUUUUGGUUAGUUCACUGGUUUCUUCAGGAGAAUGUCAUUUUAAUUCAAUUGCUAAUAUUAACAAUUUGAUUGAGUCAACAAUCGAAAAGAUCUUCGAAGGCUUCCAUGUCAAGCGAGGAUGAAUGAGCUUUGAAUUUCAGUUAUUGGCAAUAUGGACUGAUGAAGAAUAAGAAGAGGGAAGAUAAGAUUGGGAGGAUGCAGUUUCAAUCCUUUUUUGUGGUUUACCUAGCUUUUGUUUUUGUUAUUGGAGCACACCAGUGGGUGUAGACAUGAUUCCCUUUUUGAGAAAUUUAUGAACUUUUGAAGAAAUGGACUGAUUUCUUUAUGUUUGG